This is a messenger RNA of Effrenium voratum, 3588 nucleotides long. The record is from the annotation of a GenBank genome assembly. Lineage: Eukaryota; Dinophyceae; Suessiales; Symbiodiniaceae.
AUGCCGGAGGCGGAAGGAUCAGGUGGUGGAAAAGGUUCAUCAUCGGAGGUGAACACUGGACGGGCCGACAACUACGUGCCAAUCUUCAAUGGCAAGCAGCGCGACUACCGCGAAUUCAGGAAGAGAUGUGAAAUCUACAAGAGAAAGAUGGAGCUGGCUGGCAGAGGCCGUGAGGCUGAUGGCUAUGACAAGAUGUUCGCUCGCCUGGACUGCGGAUUCAAGUACGACCCCAUGACGGAGCUGCCAGACGACUUUGAGAACUUCUUUGUCAAGCUCCAGCGGAGGCCAGAGCAGACCUUGCAGGAGUAUUCGGCCGACUUCGCCAGAGCCCAUCGGAAGCUGAGGUCAUCACACAAGGUGGAGCUGCCGGAGAAGGUGCUGGCCUGGUGGUUCAUCAGAAAGAGUGGCAUCACGCGGGAACAACGUCAGAUGGUGCUCACAACCAUGGGCACCGAGAAGAUGACCGUGGAGGCCGCCCAGGAAGCCAUGUUCUUCAUCGUCGGCCAGGACUCCAAGUCAGAGAAUUCGGGAAGAUGGCACCGAGGACCCAGGAAGGAGAUCUUCUACGCUGGUGAAAGCUGGGGUCCGGAAGAACCUGUGGAUGAAGACUUCCCGAGCAACUACUUGGAUGUGCACUUCCUGAGCGAGGACGAGGGCUGGUUGGACUUCGACCAGGACUAUUACGACCAACCUGCCGAGGACUACGGUGAGGCGGUGGAGGUCUACGACGUUGACGAGUAUGACGAUGUGUACUCGGCCUACGUUGAUGCGAAGAACAAGAUGAAUCAGAUGAGAACGGCCAGAGGCUUCUUCCCCGUGGUCGCGAUGAUUGGCGGCGGCGGCAGCUAUGGCAAGAAGGACAUCAACAUGGUCGAGAACGUGGAUGCUCAGGUAUACAGCUUGGAUGAUGGAGAUUCUGAAGGCGAAGACAGUGCGGUGCAAGAUGGCGGUGCAGGUGCUCUCCUCGGAUCGAGGCUCCAGGUGAGGAAGUACAUCAAGUACCUGGUGGAGAAGGGUGUUGACAUGGCGGAGGUGGAGGUGUAUCCAUGCACCAAAGGCUUUCGCUAUGGCAAUAGCCAGUUGGAGGAGACCAAGACCUGCGUGGUGGUGCCGACCUACAUGGGUGGGAAGAAACGCAAGAUGCUGGUCUACGUCAUUGGUGGAACAGCCCCCAUCCUGGUUGGAUGCCCCGUGCUAGAGAAGAUGGGCAUCGCGGUGGACUACGGCAAGAACAUGAUGAGAUGGACAUCAAGGCUCAUCCCCGAAGACGCCGAAGGUCAUGUGGACUUCAAGAGCAACCUUGGAGUGCAGGCGCUACUGGUGGUUGAGGAGGACAACCUGGAAGAGUCUUACGCGGUUGAGUCUGGGACCGUUCCAAUGGACAUGGACGACGUCGUGGAUGAAGGAGUGUCCGAGGAGCCGAGCCAACAGAAUGCUGUUGGGCUUGAUGCCGGUGGCUUGGAGUCAUCGAAGACCCCCGUGACCGAGAAGGCAACGAACGCGGAAUCCAAGAAGGUGAAGUUCGUUGGGGUAUGCAUGGACGAGAAUUCAUUAUUGAAGACGAGGAAGCUAACUACGCCUAUGCUUCGGAAGAUGAUCAGAGAAGCCGAGGAGGUUGUGUCCAGCAGGAACAAGAUACUGCGGAUGGCAAGGACAUGCGAGAAAGGCAAGCUAAUCCGUAAGAUCUGGGAGCUCUUCGUUGGCGAAGGCCGCACCAGCAAGUUCUUCGACAAGAUGAACGGUGUGGAAUCGAGGGUUUUCUCGAUUCAGAAUGGUUGGAACUUCGAGGACAAGGGCUGCCAGAAGAAGUUCAUGGAGCUGGUGAAGCGGGAAAGCUAUAUGCCUGCCGUGGUGUGGGAGAAUCAGCAGUUGGUCAAGAAUCGCACCGAGAACCAUGACAAUGUGCUGAUGUUUGUGAGAGAGGUCUACCUGGAGCAGUACCAGAAUGCCCGACACAUGGCCUACGUGGACCAAUGCAUGUACGGUCUAAAGACGCCAGAUGAGUGGGGUGUGAUGGUUCCCUCCAAGAAGCCGACCUGCUUUUGGACGACCAAGAAGUCUUUGGCAGAUGGACUUGCGAAAUGGCUGACAGACCUGAUGGCUGUUGCCCCGGUGGUAGAUGACGUGAUGGCUGGAGAGGAUGCUGAAGAGCUCAAGGACGAGAAAGAUGUGAUCAAAGCCGAUGAUGAGCAGGCAGAUGCUCAGAAGAGAGAGGAUGAGUCGAUCAAGAAGAAUCGACGGCUGCGAGCAGAAGUUGGACCGCAAGCCUUCAACUACGUGAAGCGGCUACACAAGAACCUUGGUCAUCCUGCCCCCGAUGUGCUUUGUCAAAUGCUCAACGAGGCGCAGGCGACCGAUACGGUGCUGAAGGCGGCGAAGAACUACCUCUGUCCAAGCUGUGUGGCUCGGUUUGCCAAGGCGACAGCUGGGGUGCAUCUGAAGUUCCCAAGCAUGGUGAAGAACCUGGACGAGCUGUGCUUUGUGGCGUUUUCCGACGCGGCUUUUGGCAUUCGUCGGGACUUUAGCUCGCAAGGUGGCUACAUCCUGGUGGCGGCAAACAAGAAGUUGCUGGAGGGUGAGUGCAUGCGAUACACAACCCUGGCUUGGAGGUCAUUCAAGCUGGAUAGGGUGUGCCGGAGUUCGCUUUCCGCAGAAAGCCAAGCAUGUGCGACGGCGACGGACGAGCUGAUGAUCACCAAGCUCUUCUACUCUCUCAUGCUCGAUCCUGACCAAGAUCUGAGAUCUGGCGAGACGGUGAAGAAGGCGGGUCAGAGUGCGGUGGUGAUUGAUGCUCGGGCGUUAUACGACGCGACCAAGCGGGACACGAUCAAGAACGCUGUGGACAAGCGGGCUGCUGUGGAAACCCUGUGCAUUAAGGAGGCGCUUGAGUUCACCGGCAGCGAGAUCAGGUGGGUGAGCUCAGAGAGACAGCUGGCGGAUGGGCUGACAAAGCUGUCAGCAAGGCAGUCACUGGCCGAUGCGCUGGGCGGUGGCUACAUUCAACUGGUCUUUGACGAGACCUUCACAGCGGCGAAGAAGAAGACCCACAAGGAGCGGAGUCAGCAAAGCCAGGUAGUGCGCGGAAGCGCCGUGGCGAACUAUGUGAAGGCCAUGAUCAUGGCCAAUGCGGCAGAGUGUGCAGAAGGAAAGUCAGACGAGGACGAUGAUGACUUCGACUGGCUCAUCAUCUACGGUGGCAUCAUGGUGGUGGUUGUGAUGAGUGUGCUUAUCACCAUUUUGGCGAUGAAGCUCAUCAAGGCAGAGAAGAAGAGCAUGCGAGACAUGGAGACGCAGACCGAACGGUGGGAGCUUGAGAAUGUGAAGAGUGAGAAUGCCUUCCUGAGAGGAAGAUGCCAGACCCUGGAAAGGUUGAAGGAGCAGAUGCCGCGAUUCCGCGCACAGCUGCUGUUGCAGCCGAGUGCACCUUUGUUCAUGGCGAAGAUCAGCUUGGCCAACCAUGAGCUCGGAGACCGGGCGGUGCGCACGCUGGUGGAGGCGCUCUUGGCUGGCUCGGUGCAGGUGGAGGUCGUGGAGCUGUACAAAAAUCGCCUGGGCGACGCUUCGGCGCAGGUCUGGGCCUCUGAGUAA